Vitis riparia (riverbank grape) is the source of this 1269-nucleotide messenger RNA. RefSeq names its product rac-like GTP-binding protein 3. Gene Ontology annotation, cellular component: cytoskeleton; cytoplasmic vesicle; cell cortex. The record is from RefSeq and is a predicted model, not a curated record. The coding region runs from base 282 to 884 and encodes 200 amino acids. NCBI's taxonomy places the organism in Eukaryota, Viridiplantae, Streptophyta, Magnoliopsida, Vitales, Vitaceae. Gene Ontology annotation, molecular function: GTPase activity; protein kinase binding; GTP binding. Gene Ontology annotation, biological process: establishment or maintenance of cell polarity; cortical cytoskeleton organization; actin filament organization. The transcript is spliced from 8 exons.
AAAAGAUUAAUUAAAAAAAAGGGUAGAAAUUCGAAUGAAAAUCCAAUCUUUAUUUGCCAACCCAAUUGGGAAAAGAAGGAAAAGUUUGAGAGAGGCGGUACAGAGGAAGUGAAUGAGUGAGAAUCAUGUGAUUUUCUCUCACCGGCUUCUUCUUUUUCUUACAGUCUUCAAAAAGUUGAAAAUUUUGGUUCUGGGUAGUCUCAAGAUUUCUUGUUUGGUUUAGUAACAGUGAAGAAUGGCUUCAAGUGCAUCGAGGUUCAUCAAAUGUGUGACGGUAGGAGAUGGGGCUGUGGGGAAGACUUGCAUGCUUAUUUGCUACACCAGCAACAAGUUUCCAUCUUUUGUUUGAUCAUCAGGACUAUAUACCAACAGUGUUUGACAACUUCAGUGCAAAUGUGGUAGCUGAGGGCACCACUGUUAACUUGGGCCUCUGGGACACAGCUGGGCAAGAAGAUUACAAUAGAUUAAGGCCCUUGAGCUAUCAAGGGGCAGAUGUCUUCAUCUUAGCCUUCUCACUAGUGAGUCGGGCAAGCUACGAAAAUGUACUUAAAAAGUGGAUUCCUGAGCUUCAGCAUUUUGCCCCUGGAAUUCCAAUUGUACUUGUAGGCACAAAAUUGGAUCUUCGUGAGGACAAACACUAUUUGACUGAUCAUCCUGGAUUGGUUCCUGUGACCACUGCACAGGGUGAGGAACUCCGCAAACAGAUUGGUGCUGCAUAUUAUAUUGAAUGCAGCUCAAAAACUCAGCAGAAUGUGAAAGCUGUCUUUGAUGCUGCAAUCAAGGUAGUUAUCAAGCCACAACAGAAACAAAAGGAGAAGAAAAAAAAACGGCAUCGAGGAUGGCUGAAUGUCUUUGUUGGAAGGAGCCUCAUGUGUUUCAAAUGAAAUUCACUAUUGAAAAUAAUUUAGAAUUUCAGAUGUUACUAGUAAUCCAACCACACUAAUAUGCAGUCCAGAGGCUUUGUUUCCAUCAGAGUCAGGCUGUCAGGAAGCUGUGAGUUCAAUUUUCUAUAUGCUGUCUUGUGUUGAAAUGCAGCAUAUCAACUCUCUCUGAAUGUUGCUCGUAAUUAUGGCUGUUAUCGGUUUCGAAUUUUAUUUUAUUUUUUAAAAAUUUUUGGGAAAAUUUGGGUAUUCUUGAAUGCCAUUGUUUGUUCAUUGUAAAGAAUUGAGUUGAAAUGUUUUUUUUUUUUUUAGUGGAAAUUGUAUCACAGGCCUAUUUGAUUGUUUUUCCACCCUUGGUUUAUUGAAGCUUUAUUUCAGGAUUAUCUCA